This is a messenger RNA of Brassica rapa (field mustard), 1135 nucleotides long. Its product is annotated as SNF1-related protein kinase regulatory subunit gamma-like PV42a. NCBI's taxonomy places the organism in Eukaryota, Viridiplantae, Streptophyta, Magnoliopsida, Brassicales, Brassicaceae. The record is from RefSeq and is a predicted model, not a curated record. Gene Ontology annotation, cellular component: nucleus; cytoplasm.
UGCAUCCAAGCCACUUUCAGACACUUUUCCAGACUAAUUCACAAUGCAACAAGAGAAGAGCAAAGAAGAUCACAGCCGCUUGAUCAACAUCACGGCCAAAGAUCUAACGGCCGGAAACCGAAGGCUAGUGGAGGUUCCUUACACGGCAACACUCUCCCACGCAAUGAACACAUUAGUAGCCAACUCCAUCUCCUCACUCCCCGUGGCCGCACCUCCGGGACACUGGAUCGGAGCCGGAGGCUCCAUGAUCAUGGAGUCUGAUAAACAAACCGGAGCAGUACGUAAACACUACAUAGGUAUCCUCACGAUGCUCGACAUACUUGCUCACAUCGCCGGCGGAGAACACAACCUCUCCGAUCCCACCGAUCUUGACCGCAAGAUGGGUUCUCAGGUGUCUUCAAUCAUCGGUCACUGCCUCGAGGGACUUAGCUUAUGGACGCUGAACCCUAGCACCACCUUGUUGGAGUGUAUGGAAGUGUUUAGCAAAGGGAUACAUCGAGCGUUGGUGCCAGUUGAGAGCAGCAUAGAGAGUAGUAACACUAUCUCAGGAGUUGAGUUGGUUGAGUCUUCCUCUGCUUACAGGAUGCUUACUCAGAUGGAUCUCCUGCGGUUCCUGAGAGACCAUCACUUUGAUGACCUCAAGGAUGUUCUGUCACGCUCUAUAUCUGAUCUCCGAGCUGUUAACGAGUCCGUUUACGCCGUAACGGCGAGUACGAGUGUUUCCAGUGCCAUAAAGUCUAUGAAGGCUGCUUUGCUCAACGCCGUCCCCAUCGUUCACGCCCCUGAUGUAGCUGAAGAGGACCAUCUUCAGCUUAUCAAUGGGAGGCAUAGGAAGGUGAUUGGUACGUUCUCCGCGACGGAUAUAAAAGCAUGUCGUUUGCCUGAGCUUCAGGCGUGGUUACCGCUCUCUGCUCUGGAGUUCACGGAGAAGGUUACAGUGAAUGAGAGGGAGACUGUGAGUUGCACUGAAGAAGCGACUAUGGAGGAAGCAGUAGAGAAAGUGGUCACCAGAGGAGUGCACAGAGUGUGGGUUGUGAACCAUCAGGGUAUGCUUAAAGGAGUCGUCUCCCUCACCGAUAUCAUACGCUCUAUAAGAGCUGCGCUUUCGUAAUAAGAUGAUCUUGCCUUGUGUGUU